Molecule: messenger RNA, 629 nt
Organism: Micropterus salmoides (largemouth bass)
Lineage: Eukaryota; Metazoa; Chordata; Actinopteri; Centrarchiformes; Centrarchidae
Gene: ghrl
Product: ghrelin/obestatin prepropeptide
Exons: 4
Coding region: 211-534 (107 amino acids)
Cellular component (GO): extracellular region
Molecular function (GO): growth hormone-releasing hormone activity
Source: RefSeq, a predicted model, not a curated record
CAAUUUUAAACCAAAAUGAAAGAGGAUGAAAGGUAUAUAAUGAAGCCAGAGGAUCUCUAACAAAGUCCUCCAUUUCAGGGGAAAGAUAACUAAGGUGGGAGUCAGCAUCAGAUUCAGAUUAGCAGAUCAAUAUUUUUAACCUUUACUAAGGCAGUUUGUUUCUUGAUAUUGACUGCAGUAGAGCAAGCACUUUUAGAUUUUUAUUCCACCAUGUUUCUGAAAAGAAACACCUGUUUGCUGGUCUUUCUGUUUUGUUCUCUGACCUUGUGGUGCAAGUCAACCAAUGCCGGUUCAAGCUUUCUCAGCCCUUCUCAAAAACCUCAGAGCAGGGGGAAGCCGUCCAGAGCCGGCCGCCAAGUCAUGGAGGAGCCUAAUCAACCCACUGAGGACAAUCACAUCACAAUAAGUGCCCCGUUUGAAAUUGGCAUCACUAUGAGUGGAGAGGACUUUGAGGAGUACGGUGUCCUGCUGCAGGAGAUCAUUCAGCGUCUGCUGGGAAACACAGAGACAGCAGAAAGACCAGCACAACCUUGAAGAUCAUGGACAAGAUUUUCAAAUUUUCUGUCCCAAUGUCUUCUAAUUUCAACUUCAUUAGAUAGUGAUCAUUAAAAUGCUGAAAGCAAUUAGCC